Molecule: messenger RNA, 2548 nt
Organism: Coffea eugenioides
Lineage: Eukaryota; Viridiplantae; Streptophyta; Magnoliopsida; Gentianales; Rubiaceae
Product: dnaJ protein ERDJ2A
Exons: 11
Coding region: 234-2291 (685 amino acids)
Biological process (GO): post-translational protein targeting to endoplasmic reticulum membrane; SRP-dependent cotranslational protein targeting to membrane
Cellular component (GO): Sec62/Sec63 complex
Molecular function (GO): RNA binding; transmembrane protein transporter activity
Source: RefSeq, a predicted model, not a curated record
AUAUUUUCUCGCACGCCUUCCUAAAAAUCUAGGGCUUAUUUAAGGUGAGUGGGGACACCGAGUAUAACAGACUCAGCCUUCUCUCUCCUCUUCCGACCGAGCUGAGUUCUUAAGCUUCGGUUAAUCUUUCCGGCAGCAUCUCCGGCUGAGGUUGUUGAUGUAGCUGUACUGGAAGCACAUCUCCACGAGCAUAAACUAGGCAUCUCUUCAAAUUUUGACAAAGAGACCUGAAUAUGGCUGCAGCAGAAGAGAAUAGUACUCUCUUCCCAAUAUUUAUAUUGACACUAAUGGCUUUUCCUCUAGUACCGUACACAUUAAUCAAGUUAUUCCAUGCUGUUUCAAAGAAAACUACAAACAUUAACUGUCAGUGUUCAGUUUGUUUUCGGUCUGGGAAAUAUCGCAAAUCAAUCUUCAAGCGGAUUUCAAACUUUUCGACUUAUAGUAAUUUGACACUUGUACUCUUGUGGGUCAUCAUGGCAGUUUUGGCUUAUUACAUCAAACAUAUUAGCAGCGAGAUCCAAGUGUUUGAGCCAUUCAAUAUUCUGGGACUGGAAGCUGGAGCUUCUGAUUCUGAAAUUAAGAAGGCAUAUAGGAGACUUUCCAUUCAGUACCAUCCUGAUAAAAAUCCAGAUCCAGAGGCACAUAAAUAUUUCGUGGAUUACAUUUCAAAGGCUUAUCAAGCUUUAACAGACCCAGUAUCACGUGAGAACUUUGAAAAGUAUGGUCAUCCUGAUGGAAGGCAGGGUCUUCAAAUGGGCAUAGCCCUUCCUAAAUUCCUGCUAGACAUUGACGGAUCAUCUGGUGGAAUACUUUUGCUUGGCAUAGUUGGAGUUUGCAUCAUUUUGCCUUUGAUGAUUGCUGUCAUAUAUUUAUCAAGAUCUGCAAAAUAUACUGGAAACUAUGUGAUGCACUCAACGAUCUAUGCAUAUUACAUCAGCAUGAAGCCGUCUUUAGCUCCAAGUAAAGUCUUGGAUCUCUUCGUGAAGGCUACUGAGUACAGGGACACUCCUGUCCAUCGGAUUGAUGAAGAGCCUCUUCAGAAACUUUUUGUAUUAGUCAGGAGUGAGUUGAAUUUAGACGUGAAGAACAUCCGCCAAGAACAAGCAAAGUUCUUUAAGCAACAUCCUGGCUAUGUGAAGUCUGAAUUAUUGAUUCAAGCUCAUUUAACUCGUGAAACAUCAGAUUUAUCUCCAAACUUGCAACGUGAUUUGAAACGGGUGCUUGAACUUGCUCCUCGUCUUCUUGAAGAAUUGAUGAAGAUGACACUCAUACCUCGCACUGCACAGGGGCAUGGAUGGCUGAGACCCGCAACUGGCGUAGUUGAACUGUCCCAGUGUAUCGUUCAGGCAGUUCCAUUAAGCGCAAGAAAAGCAACUGGAUCUAGUGAGGGCUAUGCACCUUUUCUGCAGCUGCCACAUUUCAGUGAGACAGUGGUGAAAAAGAUUGCAAGAAAGAAAAUUCGCACAUUUCAAGACUUCCGAGAUAUGAAACUGGAAGAGCGUGCGGAGCUUCUCAGUCAGGUUGCUGGGUUCUCUGCUUUGGAAUCAGAAGAUGUGGAGAAGGUUCUUCAAAUGAUGCCUUCAAUUUCACUUGAUAUCUCGUGUGAGACUGAAGGUGAAGAGGGGAUACAAGAGGGUGACAUAGUCACACUGCAUGCUUGGAUCACUCUUGAGCGUGGCAAUGGUUUGAUUCGUGCCCUUCCACAUGCUCCAUAUUUUCCCUGCGACAAAGAGGAGAAUUUCUGGUUGCUGCUUGCGGACUCUCUGUCAAAUGAUGUCUGGAUAUCCCAGAGGGUCAACUUUAUGGAUGAAGCUACAGCCAUCAUUGCUGCAUCAAAAGCAAUUCAAGAGUUGAAAGAAGGCUCCGGUGCUAGUGCAAGGGAUGUAAAAGCAACUGUUAAAGAAGCAAUUGCUAAGGUUAAAAAGGGAUCUAGGCUAGUAAUGGGCAAGUUCCAAGCUCCAGCUGAGGGAAACUACAACUUGACUUCUCUUUGCUUGUGCGACUCCUGGAUUGGCUGUGAUGUGAAGUCAAAUCUGAAGUUGAAGGUUUUGAAACGCAGCAGGGCAGGUACAAGGGGCGUUGUCUCAACGGAUGAGGUACCGACGGUGGAGGAUGGAAUUGAGGAGGAAGAUGAGGAGGAAGAAGAAGAAUAUGAUGAUUAUGAGAGUGAGUAUAGUGAAGACGAAGAGGACGUGAAAGACACAAAGAGCAGAGGGGCUGUAGCCAAUGGUUCUGCUCACAGUAAAAGUAAUGGUUCAAGCUCUGAUAGUUCAGGAAGUGAGGAAGAUUAGACGCCUUACAUUUUUUUCAUCAUAUCUGUUCUCUCCAGCAUCUUGUUUUUCCUCUUCAUUUACAGUUUUGUCUUUUAAUUUUUUGAGAGAGGGGGGAAUUUUCGUGCUACAAUCUUAAAUUUUCCAGUUGUUACGUUUCACCAGUACUUGAACCUCCUGGAAAAGAAGAAAUAUGCAUAAUUUGUACCUCAAAAUUGCUAAUUGCCCAUUUUAUGAACUCAAAUUCUUAAAUGAACGUGUUAAUUGCAUAAUUUGCC